Molecule: messenger RNA, 2655 nt
Organism: Candidozyma haemuli
Lineage: Eukaryota; Fungi; Ascomycota; Pichiomycetes; Serinales; Metschnikowiaceae
Exons: 1
Coding region: 1-2655 (884 amino acids)
Source: RefSeq, a predicted model, not a curated record
AUGCACCAUCCCAACUACUCCUCCAGUUCGCUAAACGACCAUAACUUGUAUGAGAUCUCGAUCGGGAACGGUGGCCCUGCUUCCUCCAAGAAGUCUCGCUCGGGCCCCGUCAAACGUGUCGGUCUGAUGUCUUCCCUUCCGUCGCUUAACGAGCUGAAAAGACCUGGCGAAUACUAUAUCCAGAAGAUCUCUCUGUCGUCUGUGAGUUUGAAUAAUGCUCCUGUGAAAACGCCGAAGAAGCCUUCUAUCCACCCGCUCCCGGUCUCUCAGGACCUGUUCCGUCAGUAUUCGGGGCCUUAUAGUGCCGCUGACGUUUCCACCGUGUCUAACCACUCAGAUGACGCCUCCCUGGAUGGCUCCUCCCAGUUUGACUGUCCUGACUCCAGAUUAAGCUCCAUGACUUCCAACUCGCUAUGCUCCAACCGUGGCUCUCAUGGGUCUCAGAAGAGCGAUAUCAAGCCUACUCCAUGUGACGAUACGAUCGAAGACGCCUCAGAUGAAGCUUCUGACGAGUUGGGCCAGAUGAACUCGUCUAUUCUGACCAUAACACUUCGUUCAGAAAGUCGUUCUGCGUCAUAUUCAGGUAAUUCUCACCUGAAACCGCUUCCUCCAGUGUUCCCACGGAAAGACUCUGCAUCUGACUUAUCCCUGGCUCCUCGUCCAGGAGCCCCUAAGUUGCGUUCUGCUUCUACAUCCAGCAUUUUGCCUCAAAAGCCAGGCCCCAAACCUAACCUUCAAAGAGUUAACACGCUGACGUCGAAUUUUUCAUUGACUCGUUCGAAAACACGCUAUUACAAUCCUAAAGAGACUAAAGAGAGAAAGCAGCUCCGCAAAAAGCUUUAUGAUGAUAACGACGACGAUGACGAAAUCUUGCCUAACGACUUAGACUUGGUAUUCAACGUUCCUGUUAUUAAGAACCACGCUGAGAUCUACAUGAGCCGCCGUGGCUCUUCGUCUUCAUCGUUGUCUCGUAAAGACCUAGUGAACUCAGACGACGAUCGUUUCAGCUCUUUCAACCACACUGCAUCCAUGAAGCCUUGUCCUCUUCCUGGCAAGCUUAGCCAUCCGAACCUUUCGGUUGAAACCUCGCUUCCUACCAUGCACGAGCAAGAAGAGAGAUCUGCUAGAAGAAGUCCUACGGAAAUUCAGGAGGAAUCUGAUGAAUUUGACAACUCUUUUUCCUUCAACAAUGAUGGUGAAAUUUCCCAGAACAUCUCUGAUUUCUACAACCAGCGCUCGGUGUCUUAUUCUAAGAUUGUCAAGGAAUCCAGAGAACAGCAGAUGAUUUAUAAGCUUCCCAACUAUAUCAAGUCUCAGUCAUCCGUCGACGAUUUAUCCUUGUUCUCGCCUGAAAAGUUAGACGCCGUGGACCAGUCAAGACCUAUCCACUUGCCUCCUAAGAGCAUGAACGAGAAGCUGAAGCAUAGCAAGGAGUUCCACAGAUUCCUUAGCAACUACGAACUCAACACCAAGAACCAGACUCAAUCGAGAAAGCGUCUGUGUGAAUCUUUCAUUCUUAACCAACAGAGCUGGUUUAAGUUGAUGGUUACUGUCGGCGAGCCAAAGGAAUUCACAAAGAAGUUAACUAAUGAACGUGUCAACUUGCGUAAAUUGAACUGGGAAUCCUUGGUUUCUGACAAAUUCCGUUUUGACUACUUCAUGAAGGUGCUUACUACCAACUUGGGCUCUGAUGUUGCUACCAAGAUUCAAGAAUCUUACCAGAGUUCUGAAAAACGCUUCUCUCAGCUUUCGGACAAGAUGAUCUCCAAUAAGAACUGCUUAUUUGACCGUAUCAUCAACGAUGUUCUUCAAAGACCGCUCUUCAGCACAUUCAUGGUUGAAGCAGCUUCUACGGAGACUUCGUUUGAUGCCCAGCAGUUUAAGGACAACUUCAGACACUUGCUUUACAUGAAGUCGUUGUCUGAGGGAGGUCUCAAGAAGCACCACGAGAUUUUCUUUAUCCCAGUCUUCUUGAUCUUGUUCCAAUCAUACGAGACUGUUGCUAACAUCUUUGUUUUGAUUGAGAUGUUUGACAAGAGCAUUCUCACUGAUGACGUGAUUGCUGAUGUUAACAAAUACUUUGGCAGAUUCUCCAACUUAUCGCUGAUGUCUUCUUCCAGCAUGCCAUACAAGAUUCUCAGCAAGUUUGAAUCCUUACAGGAAUUUGAAUAUUUGAACUUUACCAGUUUCUUUGACAUUAUGAUCCAAUUGAACGACAAGUUGCCUUUGAGUUUAAGUGCACCAUCGACGCCAAUUAUUGCACAGGGAGCUUUUGGCCCACUCAGUUCUGCCAAACAUUCUUCUGAGUUUUCAGAACAAGAACGCAAUAGCAGCAGUGGACCAAACUCUGUUGAAAGUUUCAGCGAACUAGACAUGAAGUCAAGCUUCUCGCUGUCCUCGUCCAUGAGCUUGAUUGGCAUUUUCUUGCAGUUGCUCGUCAUCUACUCGAAUUCGCCAAAGAGCAAGAACAAGAACAUCCUGAAGAUCUUCCAAGGUUUCCUUCUUACCAUCUUCAAGUACUACCAUAUCAACUGGAACAGCUAUGCCGAGCUUGUGAGAUCCAACAAGUCGAUCAAGCUUAAUAACAGCAGUGACCAGACGUGUAACUUGGAGUCCUUUGUUGACAAGUGGAAGGAUAUCUUCAACAAAAUGUAA